AUGGGUCACAUAAAUAUGAUGGACGAUGUCAUUAUCGGCAAUCUCCCUCCCGAGCACCUCCGCUCCGUCCUGCGCUCACUCCUAUCCACCGGCCCCGAGAUCCAGACCGUGUUCCGGGCCAGCGUGCGGCAGAGACUUCUCGACUUCCCCGCCGGCGCGCCCGCGCCGAGCGCCCUAUUUCCCACCCCGGAUGUGGUGGCGCCCGCCUGCGCCGAGUACCUCGCGGUCCUCCGGUGCACGUUUUCCGCCAAGCUCUUCGCAGCGGCGAUUCCAAGUCUGUGUCAUGUCGUCGCGGCUGUGGCCGACGCCAGGGCGAGCUGGACGCCCGGGUCGGCGCUGGAGCAGACGCUGGUGCGGCUGGACGGGGACGUGGUGCAGGCUAUGCAGGCCAUAAAAGAAGCGCCCCCGUCCGCAGCGGAACUCGACGCCGCCGUCGACAGCAUCCUGGCCGCAUUCUCCAAGUGCCAGAUCUACUGCGACGCAGCAGGUCUCCAGUACCCCUUCCAGCGCAGCACGCGCCAGAUCCGCGACACGGCCGCUCUCCUGCUCCCCGACAAGGUUCUCCCGCCGGCGCCCCCUUCCCACGCUCUCACCGUCACGCUACCCGCCUCUUCCGCAGUCGAGACCUUUACCCUCGGCGCCCGAACGCUGCCGCGGCUUUUCAACGGGCUGUGGCAGAUGGCCUCGCCGGCAUGGGGCUCGUCCAGCGGUUCGCAGCAGGAGCAGGCGCUGGUGGCGCUCGUCGGGGGCGGGCUCACCGCGUUUGACAUGUCGGACCACUACGGCGACGCGGAGCUCGUGUGCGGCGACUUUCGCGCGCGGCUGCGGCCGGACGCGGCGAGACACGCCACGUACAUGGCGACCAAGUGGUGCGUGUUCCGGGAUAUCGGGCGGCCGGUGACGACGGCGUGGGUGCUGAGCCAGGUGGAGGAGCGCUGUCGCCGCCUGCGUGGCCGGGCGGACAUGUUGCAGUUUCACUGGCACAAUUACGAGAAGAAGGAAUACCUGGAUAUCCUCGUCGAGCUCGUCACCAUAACCAAGACCCAUCCCGAGCUCGUCACCUCCAUCGGGCUCUGCAACUUCGACACGCAGCACACCAUCGAAGCCUGCGAGUACCUGCUCGCCAAGACCGGUUCCGUCGGGCUCGUCUCGAACCAGGUGCCGUUUUCCGUCCUCGACGCCCGGCCGCUGCGGGCCAUGGUGCACGCCUGCGCCAAGUACAACCUGCGGCUGCUGACGUACGGCUCUCUGUGCGGCGGCUUCCUCGCCGAGGCGUGGCUGCGUCACCCCGCGCCGCCCGACGUGUACGGCGCGCAGACGCCGCUGACGCCGUCGCAGCGCAAGUACCUCGACACGCUGCACGCCUGGGGCUCGUGGGCCGACUUUCAGGCGCUGCUGGACGUGCUGGACGCCGUGGCGAGGAAGCGCGGCGGCGGGGUGGGCAUUGCGAAUGUGGCGACCCGCUGGGUGCUGCAGCAGCCGACGGUGGGGGCCGUGUUGGUCGGGACGCGGCUCGGCGUGUCGGCGCGGGGAGAUGAUAAUCUGGCCACGUUUGGGUGGGAGCUGACGGACGAGGAGAUGGCGCUGAUCAAUGAGGUGGCGCUGGGGAACAAUGGCGAGAGAGCAGAGGCGGUGUUCGCGAACAUUGGUGAUUGCGGACAAGAGUAUAGAAAUAUGCAUAAAUAG
Messenger RNA from Cordyceps militaris CM01, 1686 nucleotides. Its product is annotated as aryl-alcohol dehydrogenase, putative. The transcript has 5 exons. The record is from RefSeq and is a predicted model, not a curated record. The coding region runs from base 1 to 1686 and encodes 561 amino acids. Lineage: Eukaryota; Fungi; Ascomycota; Sordariomycetes; Hypocreales; Cordycipitaceae.